Messenger RNA from Gaeumannomyces tritici R3-111a-1, 936 nucleotides. RefSeq lists its product as hypothetical. Lineage: Eukaryota; Fungi; Ascomycota; Sordariomycetes; Magnaporthales; Magnaporthaceae. The coding region runs from base 1 to 936 and encodes 311 amino acids. The transcript is spliced from 5 exons. The record is from RefSeq and is a predicted model, not a curated record.
AUGGAAAGCUCCAAAGGAAAAGGAACGGGGGAGGCACGGAACUUUAUGGGCGGGUGUGAAGUGCUCAAAAAGGCAACCGGAUGGGAGGUGGAAGAGGGAACCCUAAAGAGCGGCGUGAGCGCGGAAGAGAGGGAGGAGGUGCUGCAGACAGCGAUUCGUGAGAGAGCAAGCAGCCGGCCAGCUGCGUGGGGAAGCAGGCGAGGCGAGGCAGGAGCGAGGGCAAGCACCAGCAGGGCACCGGGCGUACCGGCUGUGACGCCCACUCUUGUGGAGGGGGCCAAGCGGCCAGGAGCACUCAUUCUUCGAAGGGCGGCGCGCGUUGGCCGCGCCCGCGACCUUAUUGGUCAUAUAUCGCUUUGUCAGUCAAUUCAGUCAGCCAAGCUGCGCUGGGUGGAUCCCGCGGAACAAGGCCCUGGCGAAUCUGAGCCCUCGUUUGCCAGCAGCGCGGCCUGGCCAAUGAGAGCGCGCAUCGCGAAGCCGGUCCCACCCUGGUGGAACGUCCGCCCGUCGCCGUCGAUUCUCCUGACACCCGUAGACAGGUGGCAGGCAGUCAGCCAGCGCGCGCUCUGCCAGGUCUCACAAUCGGCAGACAUGACCUGCAGGGAGACAGGGGUGCCAAGUGCAAUGUGGCUCGGCAACCCCGGCGGGCUUUUGAUCCGGGGCGGUCAGCGCUGGGACCUGUUUGAGAAGGAAAGAUUGGCGGCUGCGAAGAAACCCCUCUGCAAACCUCCAAUCCCCACCUCUUCAGACAGCCCGCCAAGCUAUUCUCACCCCAGCCAUGCCAAUAUCGCGAUCUGGAUUGUUGCUUUAUCGUUAGCCUGCAGGAUGAAGGAUGGCAAGGAGCCAGCGAAGCAUGUCGGCGUCGGUCUUCCAGCACAGUCGAUAUCCCAUUUGGACAUAGGAGCCUGGGAGGACGCCCGGGCAGCCAUGGUAUAG